This is a messenger RNA of Rana temporaria (common frog), 1246 nucleotides long. RefSeq names its product acyl-CoA thioesterase 8 (gene ACOT8). Gene Ontology annotation, biological process: fatty acid catabolic process; acyl-CoA metabolic process. The record is from RefSeq and is a predicted model, not a curated record. NCBI's taxonomy places the organism in Eukaryota, Metazoa, Chordata, Amphibia, Anura, Ranidae. Gene Ontology annotation, cellular component: peroxisomal matrix. The transcript has 6 exons. The coding region runs from base 106 to 1077 and encodes 323 amino acids. Gene Ontology annotation, molecular function: fatty acyl-CoA hydrolase activity.
AUCCCGGAUUGGAUCAUGAGAAAGAGCGGAUGUUGUCCUCCGUCACUUCCGGCCCGGUGUACACCUGUAUGCCGGUGGGCGGAGCUGUGGGUGCCGCGCUAGCUGAUGUACAAGGGUCAGUCUAGUGAGCGCACAAGGAGGAUGGCGGGGUAUCUGCAGCCGGAAGGGAAGAAGGCUCAGGACCUGAGGAGCGUGCUGGUGACCAGUGUGCUCAACCUGGAGCCGCUGGAGAAGGAUCUGUUCAGAGGCUCUCAUCACUGGGUACCCGUCACCAAGAGGCUGUUUGGUGGGCAGAUCGUUGGACAAGCUCUGGUGGCAGCUGCCAGUUCUGUACCAGUGGAAGAAAACGUCCACUCCUUACACUGCUACUUUGUACGAGCAGGGGACCCCGAUAUUCCAGUGUUGUACCAAGUGGAGAGGACAAGAGAUGGCCGAAGUUUCAGUGUUCGUUCUGUAAAAGCCAUACAGCAUGGUGUCCCAAUCUUGACAUGUCAGACUUCCUUUCAUCGCAACCAGGAGAGCCCCUUGAAGCACCAGUUCUCGAUGCCAACGGUUCCCUUCCCAGAGGAUCUGCUCUCCCGGGAGGAACUCAUACACAUAUACUUAAAGAAUCCUAAGCUGAGGGAAAAGCAUAGACAAGGCCUAACUAAAAUUCUGGCACAAGAUGUCCCAAUUGAGAUCAAACCUGUAAAUCCACCCGACAUGUAUGAGCGGGAGCCACAAGAGCCGCGACAGAUGUUCUGGGUACGAGCCAAGGGUGUUAUAGGUCCUGGAGACAUGAAGUUGCACUGCUGUGUAGCUGCCUAUAUUUCAGAUUAUUCCUUCCUGGGAACAGCUGCCCUCCCACAUCUUAAUCUUCGAAUGGCAUUUAUGGCUUCACUUGACCACUCUAUGUGGUUCCAUGCUCCGUUCAGGGCAGAUGACUGGAUGCUGUACGAGUGUGAAAGCCACUGGGCUGGUAACAGUCGUGGCCUAGUGCAUGGCCGCUUAUGGAGAAGAGAUGGUGUCCUAGCCGUCACAUGUGCCCAGGAAGGUGUAUUCCGAGUGCGUGAGGAUCCUCCCAAAAGCAAGCUUUGACCCAAAGCAUGCUGAUCAUACGACUAUCUGAAUGAAGACCGAAUCGUUGCAUUCCCUCCCUGUAACUAGCCCUGUCCAUAUACCUCUGCACUAAUGUUUUCCAUGGGCUCUAACUUUAAACCGUUGUUCAAAUUGUAAAUAAUCAGAAUAAAUUUUUAAUUUAACUUUA